AAGCCUAAAAAGAAAAUACGUUCCUAGAAACACAUCGAUCGAUUAGUAAGCUGCGACUCACCUCUUAAAAAUUCGAGCAAUUUUAAAAACCUCUUAGUGCUUUACAAUAAACUUUCCAACAACUGGCUGUCCGAAAUUCUUAUUCUGCUAUGCGAGAAGCCAGAAGACGUCAUGAAUUGAAAAUUGCAAGGUGUCAAUCUGGAACCGGAAGUACCAAAAUUUUCCAGUUUCUUCCCUUGAGCUAUGGACGAGUCGACGUCGAUCAUAGAUUACGACGAUUUGGAAAGCAAUGUCACACUUGCGGCGAUAAAAACGACCACCUACACGCCGGCAACUACCCUGGGGCUGUGGGGACUUCUGUUCGUAUUCGUCAUAAUAAUCCUCUUCAUAGCCCUGUGCUGCACCUGCAUGGGUCUCCUGGUCCUCUUCGGGUGUAUCAAGUCCUUUCUCUGUUUCCGCUGUCGACGUCGGGAUGAGACUUAGGUCUCCUGCAACACGCCCAUCGAAACUCUGAUUCGUAACAAAACUAUAUUUUAUCUAUUACCAUUACAUCUACAUGAUUAUAUGUGGAUAAAAGAUAAAAGGGUAGAAUAUUGUAAAAUAAAAUCAUUCCACCUUCGGCACAGCCACAUGA
Molecule: messenger RNA, 634 nt
Organism: Drosophila biarmipes
Lineage: Eukaryota; Metazoa; Arthropoda; Insecta; Diptera; Drosophilidae
Exons: 2
Coding region: 244-483 (79 amino acids)
Source: RefSeq, a predicted model, not a curated record